AUGGAUGAUCUAGCUCAAUUUGUCAAAAAAUGUGAUCCUAAAUAUGCUCGGAAGCGUCCACGCACUCCAAAAUCUUGGAAACGUGAAAAGGAGCGCCGAAAACGAUACGAGCCAAAAUCACUCCCGAAAUUUCCUUCUUGCGACCAUAAUCAAAAAGCUUUUCGGUGCAACCUAGUUUCUUGUCAAGACAUCCGAAAAUUUCAUAGAAAUUUUUAUAAAUGUAAGACCAAAAUCGAUCAAGAUAAUUUUUUGUUAAGAUAUUGUCUUGUCAAUCAAACCAUAAAAAAUAAUCCAAACAGUAAACGGAAAUUAACUAUUAAGUACAAUAUACCUGUCAGUGGAGGUGGUCGAAAACCGGUAUGUCAAAAAACAUUUUUGGACUCGCUUCAAAUAAAGAAAGAUAGGGUUCAGGGGGUGAUGAAACGUUUUUAUUUGAGCGAUGGUUCUCCAUUAAAAGAAAAUAGAGGAGGAGAUAGGAAAAGUGAACAAUAUGAAGCGAAGAGGUUGUCAGUAGAUUGGUUUUUGGAAAAAUUUAAAGGGAUCGAGAGUCACUAUUGCAGAUCGCAAACAAACAGAAUUUAUUUGCCAUCAGGGUUGAAUAUUAGAAAGAUGUGGCGGAUGUACAACCAAGAAAGAGAUGAGGAUUUAAAAGUUAAGCAAAGUUUUUUUAGAAAAAUUGUAAAUAAUUCGUACAACUUUGGUUUUGGGUCUCCCAGAACAGAUGUAUGUUCCACGUGCAUUUCAUUACAAGAACGCCUGAAAAAUGAAAAAAGUCCUAUAAAGAGAAAUGAAUUAAUGAUAGAAAAGAGGAUCCACAGGUUAAAAUACAAAGCUUUCUAUAACAUUAUAAAAGACGAAAAUAAAGAUAUUUUAACAAUUACAUUUGAUUGCCAAAAAAACCAACCGCUUCCGAAACUGCCCGAUCAGUCGGCUUAUUUUAGCAGGCAAUUUAAUUUCUACCAUUUUGCCAUAGUACAAGGAAAUUCAAAAACAAAACUGACAAAGGAAAAUGUGCGUUCCUAUUAUUGGACUGAGUUGAAUCAUGCUAAGGGCAGCAACCAAAUCAUUAGUGCAGUUUACCACUUCUUGCAAGGAACCGUUAUAGAAUCGCACGUGAAGGUACUAAGAGUAGUUUGUGAUGGAUGUUCCGGCCAAAAUAAAAAUACGGGAAUGGUUAGCAUGCUAGGUAAAUGGUUGUAUAGUGAAGCGCCUCGGAAUGUGAAAAAAAUUGAGAUUAUUUUUCCAGUGGUAGGACACUCCUUCAUUCCUCCCGAUCGUGUUUUCGCUAAAAUUGAGAGGACAUUAAAAACCAAAGAAGUGGUUGUUACUCCUUCGGAAUACACCGAAGUUUUGCAGGAAAAUGGAACGUGCAUCAAUCUGGCAACGAUACCAGUUUAUGAUUGGAAGGCAGCUUAUGAUCCCGUAAUAAAACCUACAUCAUCCUGUCACUUUCCAUUCAUGAGGAGCAAACGAUUUUUCCUUACUCGUACUAAAACAGAAAAUAUAUUGGUGCAAGGGGAAGAAACUUACCGCAAUGAAAUUAAUAAAAAAAAAUUAUAA
Molecule: messenger RNA, 1560 nt
Organism: Parnassius mnemosyne (clouded apollo)
Lineage: Eukaryota; Metazoa; Arthropoda; Insecta; Lepidoptera; Papilionidae
Source: the annotation of a GenBank genome assembly